Molecule: messenger RNA, 993 nt
Organism: Echinostoma caproni
Lineage: Eukaryota; Metazoa; Platyhelminthes; Trematoda; Plagiorchiida; Echinostomatidae
Source: the annotation of a GenBank genome assembly
CAGGCCAACAAAUGGAUAAAAAAUAUGGAAAAAGAUAACAAAUUGGGUGUGGUCAAACUGAGCGAUGCGAACUACCUAAGAACACUGGAGAAUGCGAUUCAGUUCGGGUUUCCCGUUCUGAUGGAAAAUGUGGGCGAGGAAUUGGAUCCCGUACUCGAACCAAUUUUACAACGAUUGAUUUUCAAAUCACAAGGAUCAUAUUAUAUGCGAUUGGGGGACAACGUAAUCGAAUACAAUGCCAAUUUCCGAUUCUACAUUACCACAAGGUUGCGUAAUCCGCACUAUUUACCCGAGGUUUCGGUCAAAGUGUGCCUGCUCAAUUUCAUGAUCACUCCGUUGGGUUUGGAAGACCAAUUGUUGGGUAUUGUUACGGCUGAGGAGAAACCGGAACUGGAGGCGACCAAAAACGAAUUGAUUGUCACCUCGGCCGAUAACAAACGUCAGUUGAAAGAGUUGGAGGAUAAAAUUUUGGAAGUAUUGAGUGCGUCCCAAGGAAAUAUUUUAGAAAAUGAGACGGCCAUCAAUGUGCUCAGCUCAUCAAAAAAACUCAGCGAGGAGAUCACAGAGAAACAAGUGAUUGCCGAAUCGACCCAGUUGGAAAUCGAUGCCGCUCGAAAUGCCUAUCGUCCUGUGGCAGAGCAUGGCUCGCUUCUGUUUUUCUGCAUCUCCGACCUGUCGAAUAUCGAUCCGAUGUAUCAGUACUCGUUGACUUGGUUCAUCAAUCUGUUCCUCUCGACAGUGUCUUCCGUUCUCAUUCCCGACACAGAUGUGAAGGAACAACCGGCCGUGUGGAAAGAAAUGUACGACAGCACAGAACCGCAUCGAUUUGUUCCGGCGGGGAAGUUUAGUACUCUGGUUGGACUGCAGAAGUUAGUCACUGUUCGUUGUAUCCGACCGGACAAAGUUGUGCCCGGAAUUCAGGUUAGUGGUAUUCAAAUCACUAUCACCUUGUAUGUAUGUUUGUACAGCACGGUAAAAGUGGGAUCGAUUUGA